Messenger RNA from Exophiala mesophila, 2463 nucleotides. RefSeq lists its product as uncharacterized. Gene Ontology annotation, cellular component: plasma membrane. Gene Ontology annotation, biological process: copper ion import; iron ion transport; intracellular iron ion homeostasis. The record is from RefSeq and is a predicted model, not a curated record. The transcript has 8 exons. The coding region runs from base 1 to 2463 and encodes 820 amino acids. Gene Ontology annotation, molecular function: ferric-chelate reductase activity. NCBI's taxonomy places the organism in Eukaryota, Fungi, Ascomycota, Eurotiomycetes, Chaetothyriales, Herpotrichiellaceae.
AUGAGAAGCCGCACUGGCUGCCCCUUCAGCAUUGAAAAGUCUCUCUCCUCCUCCUCGGUCAUUUCCCAGGUUUUCAGCAGAAAACGCAAGAUGCGACACUUGUUGUACAUAUCAAUUUUUCCCGCUCUUUGGAGCUCUGCCCUCAGCAGUGGCCUGCAGACUGACUGCGUCGAUGGUGUUCGGACCGUCAUCGCCGACUUUGUCUUCACUGGAGGGGAAGACGGAGAUUACUGGGGCAACUUAUGCGCCAACAACCUGAGCACGCUAUCUAUGUGGUCGGCAGCAAAAAAGUACUGCACCCCGGAUGAGAUAUCUGCCGGUAAUCAGCUCCUGGGCGGAUACUGCACUGAGUAUGGCGGAGUCGAACUCAUUCCUUACUCUGAUGUAUCCCCUCUGCUCACGGACAGCUUUUUUGCCAAUUUGCCAAUCGUUGACUACUCGGAUAUCAACGAAAGCGUUGUUUGGGAUCAUGCUAUUCUCAUGUCUAGAGAUCUAUACGCGGCAUCGUAUAGAACCAUAACAGUGUUUGAGGAAAGUUAUCUACUAGAUUCAAAAUACGGUUGGGGAGUUUACGGAUUUUGGGGCGCUCUUCUCAUUGUUGGCAUGGCCCACAAUUUGAGCAGCUAUCUUUUGUCAUCGCGACUGUACAAGGGCUCCGGAGAUGUCGAAGGCAAAGGCACCAGUGCAAAUCACAAGCCCGCCUUUGGCCCCUUGGGCACAGUGAAUCAUUGGGUCCGAGCUAAUUUGAUUAUUCCCACCGCAUUUGGCACUCACCAUCGGCGGCUUCUGUGGUGGUGUAACAUUCCAACGAGGAUGGAGACUCUGGUGGUUCUCUCAUACUGGUUCCUGAACCUGGUCCUAUGUGCUGUCAGCUACUACAUCUUCACCCCAAACCUUUAUUACAGCCCGGCCCAGCAAAGGUGGCGAUACAUUGCUGACCGCACUGGCGUCUUGAGCUAUGCCAAUCUGCCUGUGCUUUGGAUGUUUUCUGGCAGGAAUAAUGUCUUUCUCUGGUUGACUGGGUGGAGUUUCCAAACCUUCAAUAUCUUCCAUCGCCACGUAGCUCGCAUCGCCACCAUCCUUGCAAUCAUACACUCAAUCUGCUACACUGGACUAGAAUGGGAUUAUCUUGCCGCAGAUUGGGCUGAAAAGUAUUGGUACAUGGGAGGCAUGGCAACAGUGACCAUGAGCUUCCUGUUACUAUUUUCAUCAGUGUGGCUCCGAAAAAGAGCCUAUGAGAUCUUCUUGUUGAUACACAUUGUCAUGUCUGUCUUGACAUUGGUUGGCCUAUGGUAUCACACCGAAAUCUGGGACGGCGAAUAUGAUCCUUAUAUUUGGCCACCGGUUGCCAUAUGGAGCGUCGAUAGAUUGGCACGUCUUGUUCGCAUUUUGUGUUGCAAUCUGCGGGUAAAGUUCUCCGGCCAAGUGUCAGCGACACAAGCAUUGGUCACCUAUCAUACGGAAGCAAACCUAUUGAAAAUAGAGAUUACGCCCGUAUCACACCUUUUCAAGCCAGGUGCGGGUCAGCACUACUAUCUCUACCAGCCUUUGAAGUGGAAAGGGUGGGAAAACCAUCCAUUCACGUUAGCUGGGUGGAAAAAUGGCGACACACAGCAAAAUCAUACGACCGCAACGCAACUCGGGGCUAACAUAUCAGGAGUCCCUGACGACUCCAAAGGGCACGAUAAAGAAACACAGAUCAUGCCUGUGUCGUCAUCAUCGAGUGAUGCAGAUAUGUCGCAGAAUGCCCCGAUCAGCCCCCAACGCGAGAGUCAAGCUGUGCAUGUCCCUAAUCAUAAUUCGCGGGAUACCUUUACUUUUUACGUGCGACCGCACAGCAGCUGGACGCAACGGCUUCGCAAUGAGUGCAAUAAAUCAGUCGAAGGAACCAUUAGCGCCCGCAUGCUGAUCGAGGGUCCUUAUGGUCAUCAUAGCCCGUUGCGGGCCCAUGAAAACGUGAUAUUUGUCGUCGGUGGAACGGGCAUCGGCGGUGCCAUCCCAUAUCUACAGGAACACAGCGAGAGUUUGACCUCUGAGAGCAAGAUUAUGGCAAGUCGUACGAAAAACAUAACACUGAUCUGGGCAACGAAGCAGUCAGCCAUGAUUCGGCAUGCAGCAACCACGGACCUGAAACCAUUCCUGACCCGCACAGAUGUCACGACCCAGUUUUUCGCAACUUCGCGCACGGAGUCGUCAGAGAGCGUGCAAUCAGACAAACUGGAGAAAGUCAACAGUCUUGACCUCGGACUGAGCCCGGCUAUUAGACGCGGACGCCCAGAUGUUACAAAGGCCAUUCUAGAUUACAUCAACACUGUCCACUCGGGAAGUCGAGCUAGUGGGCAAGUCGCCGUCUUCACAUGUGGGCCAGCGGCUAUGGCGGACGAUGCACGGGUGGCGGUGCAUAAAGCUCUGAAGGAGGGCAAGAGAGGAGUCGCAUACUUUGAGGAGACCUUCGGGUGGUGA